This is a messenger RNA of Oncorhynchus mykiss (rainbow trout), 9473 nucleotides long. It is a transcript of the gene igdcc3, whose product is annotated as immunoglobulin superfamily, DCC subclass, member 3. Gene Ontology annotation, molecular function: protein binding. Gene Ontology annotation, biological process: cell-cell adhesion. The record is from RefSeq and is a predicted model, not a curated record. Lineage: Eukaryota; Metazoa; Chordata; Actinopteri; Salmoniformes; Salmonidae.
AGAAGUGUAGUUCGUGGUAAAAGCUACAACGUGGAUAUGUGUGUGAGGCAGCGGCUCUGGGAUACAGAGGUAUAGAGGAGAGAGCACGAGAUGCUGACAGAUUCCUGAUAGAUGUGCAAAAUGGCGCAAGCAAGUUCUACCCCUGCGAGCCACCAAUUGUUGUAGCUCGGAACAUGAAGAGCUAGCCGUAUGUCUGUUUUCUUCUGAUCGCCUCACGUUGUUUUUUCAAGUAUCGUAAUAUAUUUCAAAGUGAUUAAAUGGCUACCAGAAGGCUCUGCCUUGUUCCAUGCAUUUUUGGAUUACUCCUCAACGCUUUAGUCGGUGUGACAUCGGGAGCAGAGCUCUCCUUCACCCUGGAGCCCAGUGACAUCAUCGCGGUGCAGGAGCAGCCCCUAAUGCUGCACUGUCAGGUGGACGGUAUCCCACCAAUCACCACGCAGUGGAGGAGGAAUGGAAUCCUCCUGGUGGAUGACCAAUACUACACCAUGUUCCACAACGGCACUCUGCUGAUUGGACGCUUCCAGAGGACCAAGUCUGAUGGCUCAACUGAUGAAGGGGAUUAUGAGUGCGUGGGCCAGAACUCCUUUGGUCUGGUGGUGAGCCGCAGGGCCAGGGUGCAGGCCGCCACGAUGGCAGAGUUCCAUGUCCAGCCGCGGUCAGUGCGUGCGGAGGAGGCGGGCGUUGGGCGGUUCCAGUGCCAGAUUCACGGCCUGCCUGAGCCUGCCAUCAGCUGGGAGAAAGAUGGCCGCUCCGUGGACACUAAGGAUGAGAGGUAUACCCUGCUCCCCACUGGUGUUCUGCAGAUCACCGGUCUGCGUCAGGAGGAUAGUGGUGUGUUCUGCUGUGUGGCCCACAACAGUGCAGGAGUAAAGCACAGUGCCGGGGCUCGCCUCACCGUCUCAGUCUCCCAGUCUUCUGUUUACAAAGAGCCCAUGAUCCUCGUGGGUCCUGAAAACCUCACUCUCACCGUUCACCAGACGGCCAUCUUGGAAUGUGUUGCUACAGGAUAUCCCCGCCCCAUCGUGUCAUGGAGCAGGCUUGAUGGCCGUCCGAUAGGUGUGGAGGGCAUCCAAGUGCUGGGUACAGGGAACCUGAUGAUCACAGAUGUCGGGGUCCAGCACUCUGGCGUCUACGUCUGCGCUGCCAACAAACCAGGGACCCGUGUACGCAGAACCGCUCAGGGACGUCUGGUGGUCCAAGCCCCAGCAGAGUUUGUGCAGCCUCCCCAGUCCAUCUCCCGGCCGGUGGGCACCACUGCUAUCUUCACCUGCCAGGCGCAGGGUGACCCUGUGCCAAAGCUCACCUGGCUGAAGAACGGCCAGAUCCUGGAGCCUGGAGGGCACGUCAAACUCAGGAACAACAACACCACGCUGACCAUCUAUGGCAUCAGUCAGGAGGACGAAGCCAUCUACCAGUGCAUCGCUGAGAACAGCGCCGGCUCCACCCAGGCCAGUGCCCGUCUCACCGUGCUGUGGGCAGACGGCCUGCCAGGGAUGCCCAGUGUGGUGCGGGCCGAGGCCCUCUCACCCAACGCCAUCCAGGUGUCCUGGAAGGAGUCUGCCCAGAACACUCAGGAGAUCAUCGGCUACGUGCUCCACAUCCGCAGGACCACAGACCCUGUGGAGAUGGAGUACCAGGAAGCCGUCAGUAAGGUGACUCUACAGCAGGUCGUGGGUGAUCUGGAGCCCUCCACCGGCUAUACCUUCUAUGUGAAGGCCUACACGUCCCGCGGAGCCAGCAAGCCCUCCGAGAGCGCCACCGAGAGCACACUGGGCGAAGUGCCAGCACCCCCGUCACUGUUCAUUAAAUUGGUGAACAGCAGUGUGGUGCAGGCGGUGUGGGAGCCAUCCUCUAAGAUGGGCCAACAUGAGGGCUUCAGGCUGUACUACAGGAGGGUCCACACCCCCCUCUUCACCGGACCACUCACCUUCACCCGCAACGUCACCCAGUACAACAUCACCCAGCUGGAUCCAACCCUGGUGUAUGAGAUUAAGGUUCUGGCCUUCAACCAACACGGAGACGGCAACGCCACCAUGCGCUUCGUCUCACUGAAGGAGGCUGUGGAGAAAUCAGUGUUGAACACCCCCUGUGACUGUGUGAAGGAUGAACAGAGCAAGACCUCUACAGCCGGCAUCAUCAUCGGCAUCCAUAUAGGAGUCACCUGCAUCGUUUUCUGCGUGCUCUUCCUCAUGUUCAGCUACAGGGGGAGGUUGAUGACGUGUAAGACAGUGCAGGCCACCCCCCAGGUCGGGCGUAACAUUUCCCUAGAAUCGUCGUCCUCCUCCCAGGGGGCCCUGGCCUUAAACGGGGUGAGCAGGUCAGGCAUGGAAGUGAACGGAAGCGUUGCUGGGAAGAGCAGGGGAGACAGUAACGAGCUGGAGAGACUCUUCUCAGGCCCGUCCCACUGUGGAGACCUAGCUGACAGUUCACGCAUGUUGGAUAGAUCCCUGGUGUCCUGUGCGCUGAACGAGACCCAGUUGUCCACUCUGCCGUUGGAUGACUUCAGCCUUGUGGAGGAGGACAGAGAGACGCAGUUCCAGAGGCCUCCAGCAGAGGGCCGGGGGGCCAGUGACAGGGCUGUGGCCGGGGUCACCCAGCAGGACCAGACCUGAUAGAAGCAUGAAGGUCAAGUCUGUGACACGGUCACAGUGUCACCUCAGACUCGUAUCACACUCAGGUCGACCGAAGUAUUUCUUUUCAUAUUCGUUUUUCUUUGUGCAAAGAAUUGUAUUAUUGGUAAGUUAAAUAAGUCGCUUUCUGGAAAAGUUAUAGGGUCUUGGACUCGUUCUUGGAGGUCUCCCCGGCCUAGGUUUUUGGUGCGCUUUUGUGAUGGACGGCUAGGUUUUUACCUUCGGCAGGUGAAUGAUGUGUUCUUGUUUUUUUUUUUUACCUCCUUCAUUUCCUGGUUGCCGGCAGCACACGGAAUAGAUGUCCAGAAUGUCUUUGUUAUACACUCAUCAUUUUAUCUCAGAAUCAAAUAUGUUUUUAUUUCUCUACUAUCUCACUAAAUGGUAUUAAGUUAUUGGCCUUAUUUCUACUUUUUCUUUCCAUGUCAAAGACUGCUGCCUCCUCUUAGCCUAGCAAGGAUUCCACAAACGCAUCCAACGAAGACUAAGGCCUUCUUCCAGUGAUUUCAUAUAUUCUCUGUCUCAGGACUUUUAUUUUCAGUGAUAUCGUUUUUUUAUUUUUUUUAUUAGUUCUCGGCCUUCAUACAGGUUCUCUACUUUCUCUGUGAACCUUAGAAUUCAACAAAAACCUACCUCAGCCGGAAUGAAUGUGACGUGGGAAACCUUUUGAAUCCGUCUUUUCCCCUUGCGUUCAGUUACUUUUACAUGUAGAGCGAUCGGUUCGUAAAACACGAGAACAGGUGCCACGCUACCUCAGAUGUCAAGAACCGUCGCUCUCCUGCUUGUCGAAAGCCGGAAAAAGGAGAGAGAGAAAAAAUCUAACGGAAAAGCACUUCAAGAAAACGCUGAAGUCCACGUUCUACCUCAAGAUAACAAUGUUGUAGUUGUUCUUUCUUUCAUAAUGAAACAUGUACUUCUGUUGUGAGAGCUCCUGGCUUCCCUCCGUCGAUGAAUUGCUGUUUGUGGAUAUGUCAGUACCUCAUGCAAGUUGACAGAUGAUAUUGUUGUAUGUAUUCUACUUGUAAAGACAUUUUUCAGCGUUUUCCAUCGUGUUUGUCUGAGAUAUUUUGUCUUUGUUUUUAUUUGAAUCUUAGUUGCUUCUGUUGAUUGAAAAGACUGUUAGCGAUGCACUGCACAGCCACUAAUCAUUUCAGGACAGUUUUACUGCUAUGUGAGAACUGCUGCAAAUAUUCCAUUGGGCAGGUGAGGAUUUAGUUACAUUUACACUCGAUUGAGACAUACAUUAUAUGUGUAUUUAUGAAUGAUUGCGUGACGGAACUGUAUGUGUGCGCGCGUGCGUACUUGUCUGCCUGCCUGCGUGUGUGUGUGUGUGUGUUUUUGUGUGUGUACGCUAGAUACCGAGUGAAUGUGAUGUAUAAAGAAAAUGAAGCACAAAUGUAUCACAAUGUCAUUCUAGGCGUUGACAACCACAAAUGUUAAUGUAUCUGAUAUGAUACCAGGUAAUUGGCUCUUUAAUUGACAAUAGAGUCGUUCUAAUCUGAUUUUUGGCCUGCCUGUCACUCACUCGAAGCUGUGGCACAGUGCACUCCUUUGUUAUAUUUAAUCAGGGCUCAAAUCAAAUCAAUUCCCUUCUGUCAUAAAGGAAUAGCCCAGACUUCUCGGGCCUGUCCAUCCCAGAUCCCUCACUCCAUCCCUCCUCCACACUGACAAAUGAAAGUGCUUCAGGAAAACCUUUAUCACACUGCUGCAUGUAAAUCCAGAGGGAGAUGGUUUAACAGGUGGACCACAGCUAUUAACUCACAGGUCUGAGUUCAGUGUGCUCAUGCUGUCAUCUUCCUGAGCAAACACACAGUCAACUUGAUGUUAUUAGACUUGGAUCUGAUCCAGGGUCAGAUCUGGGACCACUGCUCCACCUGUUCCUCCAGAACCAUGCUCUCUGGAGCUGGAGCUUCCCUGAGGCAGAGCCAACCUGAGCCAGGCCAGUACUCUUACGGUAGCCUGGGUUAGGGCCGCUGUCCGACGGACCCCCUGUCUUCUCCCUGGCUCUCUCUUCUGUAGAGAUAGAUCCCCUAUGAACUCUAUGCUCUCUACUGUGUCUCAGUCACGUAAUGGCCUAAAGCAGUAUUACUCUGGUACCUACCUCAACCCCGACACGACAGGCCUGCUCUCAGGUUGCUCCUUCUCACACUUCUAUAUGUGCAUAAAUAUACACCACACACACACACACAAACGUAAUGACACACACACUCCUAGGGAAGGGAGGAUGUCUUCAGGGCCUUGUGGUAGUGCAUUUGUGUGACAGAAAAACAGUUGUUUUUGUCUUUAUGCUUAGCUUUUGUGGAUGUGAAUGUAUCACAAUUGUUUUUAUUACAUUUUUGUUGUAUCAGAAGCUUUUACGUUUUUGUUUUUCCACUCAACCUUGAAUGUCUUUGAACAUGUGUCUGUUAUGGACUAAUAAACGAGGACAUCAAGCACUCACUGCAAACUGUAGUACAGCUACUCAGUAUAAACUGUAGUACGGCUACUACUCUUUUACUCCCAGAACCCUCCUCACAGAUGAUCUGCAGCAACAGGUGUUUGUAAAUACAGAUAAUGAACAGUUACCAGUUCUCACCCCUGAUUUAUUGCAAGGGGUUUCUGCAGUUAUCAUACUCAAAUUGUGUCAAUAAAUGGAGUAACUCCAUUAGAUAUGAAAUACUGUACCUUUCAUAUAAAACCUCUACUGUGAAGACACACACAUAUUCCUACCUUCCUAGGCUGCAGUCAUCGAUUGAAUUGUAGUAAUUUGUUGGUCCAAUAUGUUUGAGUUAGAUCGUUUAGAGCAGCCAGUGCUCUCAUCCCUUUGUAGUUGGCUGAUUAGAGGAAGUGUGUGCAGCGCUUGGUCCAUCCUAGAUUUGAUAUGGUAACGACACUAGCCUGAAACGGACUGGUUAAAUAAAUGGGAUGUCUGUGUUAAAGCCGGGCUGUGGAACUGUGUUUCUAUUAGACUAUCUAUUGUACAGUUGUAAUGCACAUUACAUUCCAGAGACGUGUGUCAGUGUGAUCCUCCGGCAGAGGGUUUUUAUUGUGCGAUGCAGUAGAAGUCGUUGUUGUUAAUGCUUUGCAUUGUUGCCCGAAAACGUGGAACCAGAACUCACUUGCAGUAAUUCUGUACUUUGUGUUUGUUUGUUUCUUCACCGUACGUUUCUUUUAUUGUCUCGCGGGUCUUCAUUUCUGGUAUUGUUGUUGUACAUAUGAUGGUAGAUUUACAUUGCAAGUCUUAGUAAACAAUAACGAUAGUUGUCAAACUAGCAGAAAGAAAUGCCUCAAUGUUACACGCGUGUAUUUAUGAACUGUUGAUGUAAUAUUCUCUCUAGUGCUUCUUUAAAAGCGUAAAAGAUGUUUGUGAGGAGGGGUCUCUCCAGAGAAACCAGAGGUACUUUUUCUUAAUAAUUUACGGUUCAUUUCCGAUGCUGGAAAUUGCCCACAUCUCAUCCAUGAUUUGACAGGUUUUAGUGCCAUACAGUGCACAACUUAUUUACCCUUCACCCAGAAUGCCGAGCUGUAAAAUGGGGCGUCAUGUUUACAUGAUUGAUACGAUCAUUAUUCUCCCAGUGCUUUUACACUCCUAUAGAUCAAUGUUAAGAGCUGCCCUCUGUGAUCAACUGCUGAAGCUGCUCUGGUCUAUUCUGACUUAUUACCACUCCAUUGGCUGGUGAGAUGAGAUUCUCUCACUAUCUCUUCUCAGCCCUGCUUCUUCCUCUCGUGAGAUUCCCAUCCGCUGAGUUUGUUUCUCUGGACAAAGAGAGAGUGGGCUGACUGUGCUCAGGGAACGUCUAUCUAAUCCUUAUGUUGUAUUCGUCACAGCGGAACAUGGACUGGGCGCUCCACUAUGAGAGUCCAUGUCAUUUAGUACAAUCUUCCUCUCACAGUGCUCUGACUGUGCCCUAUUCAACCAGUUUAGGGGGAGGGACUGCCUUUUUUUGUUUAUCAACUAGGCAAAUACUCAAGGAGAUAAUCUCUCCACUUUCACACAUACUGAGCAGAUAAUGGUAAUCCUCCAUGCAUGAAGAUGUAUAGCCUCAGUGAGCCACGUAUAUAGGGAUUCAUGAAUGAAGUUCACAACCUCUCUUCUUAGUACGGUUUUGUCUCCUUUUGUCUCUCUUCCUUGCCCCUCUCUGUAAUGCCACCUCUCCCUACACACACACACACACACACACACCAGCGACACACACACAUCUUUGUAAAGAAAGGAGUGUUUGUCAGAAUUACCCCAGUGCCCCAGCUCUCCCCAGAGAGAAUCAGGGGAGAGACAUUAGCUGGUUUAUCUCUGGCCACACAAGGCUAUUGAGAACUGGAGAGUAAACACAUCAAACUGGGAAUCUGUAAAACAAACAUUUUUUUCUGUGUGACAAUAAUGUUACCAUUUCAGCUCUUUAAGCCUCUUCAUGAAAGGGAUUAAAUGUUCAACCGUUUUCUCUGUUCUCUAACCCAGCCAUGGAAGGCGAGGGGAAACUCUGAAACUACUGCUGGCCAUGUUAUUUUGUUCUUUUUUGUUUCUUUCUGUUUCUGCAGAUGCUAUACAUGCUAAUUAGGACUCCUGACAAGUUAGGAACUCUCUCAACUGGCAGUUGCUGACCAGUGGCCACAAAGGAAAUAGUCAAGUAUCUACCAAAACUAAUAUAGACACUUGCACAAUCUUGUAGAAGUGAUUGUUUGAAUUUUAGAUCAAGUUACUGUAGGAGUAGGUACUCACGGUAUGCCACACUGGCCUGACAUCUUAAAACAACGAAGGUAACCCUCUCCCCAAACUGGUUUGUGCCUGAGUUAGUAUCUUAGUAAGAGUUGUUGCAACACGUCCGUGAAAUAUGGUGUGGUGUCGAAGCUACAUGAGGUACAACUCCAAGUCUGUUGUAGAAACAGGAGAAAGGGAGCUACAUAUUGUAGGGACUUGGCGAAAACGAUUACAGCGAUAUCUCAUUGUUGACAUGUCUGACGAUGUAACCGACGAACAAGGCCUGUUGAGGGAUUGGCCUUUGUGUCAUGCUGUAACACCACACAGUUCAGAUGUAUUGAUCUGUUAAUAUGUGCUGUAUUGAUGACUGUGGCACCAAAUGACUAUACUUUUGAUUGUAAAUUGAUUACAUUUCUGGUGCUAUUAUCUCUCAGAUAUUCUCCCCCCCCCAAAAAAAAACUUGCUGACUGUACAUGUCAGAUAAUGCUGAUUUGAAGAUUUUCAAAUCAUUUGAAUUCUUGUCAUUUAAUGGUGAAUUAAUGGAAUUGUAACUUAACGCAUGUGUGAGAUCAGUAGUAUAUUUGCACCUCUGUCGAGAAACACGUUAACUCCAAUGUAUUUCAGCAUGGGCCACUGAGAGAAGUCGUUUUUUCAAACCAUAUCUUUCUCAGCUAUUCGCAAAUGUUGCUGUUUUAGCAGGCUGCUAAAGUGUUAGUUUGUCAUUAUUGGAUUUGUGAUGGUGACACUGUGACAUUUAGCCAUUGGAAUAGGGCAAAUAUUGUCAUCUCAACAUGGUGCUAUUGAUGUUUCUAUUCCACACCUUUGGUCUACAUAUUUGACAGUGUGUAUUUGCUGCAACUCUUUCUACUCAGAGAGACAUUGUUAUGUAUCACCUUGACUGCUUGUUGAUCCUCUUCAUAUCGUCUUACCUGUUAUUAUCACUCACGUUGUCCUGUUUGAUCCCUUUUCCACCACUACGAGAUGUAAUUGAUUCACCGUCAAAAACCGUAAAAUCCAGUUCAUGGUCACUAAACCGUGGAGACAAUAAAGCAUGAACCUCUCCAUACAAACGUUUUAUCAGCAUGUGUUCAUGUUAAAGCUUUAGAGAAGCAUGCGCUUCUGGAGAUACACACAGAGUUUGCACAGCUUUAAUCUACAGUACAGACCUGCGUUGUUACGGCAUCAGCAGGGAUACGAGAGCUGCUUGUAUCUCCAGGUAAACUUGUGCCAACUUACUGUAGCUACAGUUGAGCUUACACAGGUGGUAUUACUGUCAUAUUUGAUCUCCUCUUACCCAGUUUGGUUGGCAAUACUGACUGUAUGCCUCCUCACAAACCUGUGGCAUUCUCUCCACCAGGCACAGAAGCCUCCAGGCACAUCGCACAGGGCAAGGGGAAAAGGCUUUCUCGUACAGUUAUUAUGCGUACGACUGUCAAAGUCAUUGUUGCUACUGCUACUACCAUGCCAUUGGGUUAUGGUAUCGCUGCCAGGGUGCUAACCUAAACCAAAUGUCAAAUACAGUGCCCAGACAGUUUCUAUAGCCUCACUGUACUUUUAAUGGGGGCAAAGGCGCCUCGGUUUUUAGUGCUUGUGUUGGGUUUGAUAUAGGGACAGAGCUGGUGUGAUGAGAAUAGCCAGGCUAUGGAGAAGGAUCUAAGAGAGCACAAACCUGUACAGUAUAGUAUAAUCAGCUGCAUAUUGUCUGUGGGGAGCUGUUCAGUCACAUCUGUCUGUCUGUUUGUCUACCUGUGUGUCUGUCUGUCGGUCUAUACGUCUAUCCGUCUAUAUGUCUGUCUGUGUAUCUGUCUGUCUGUGUCUGUCUGGCUAUAUGUCUGCUGUGGUCAGUGCCUCUGCCUGCCCAAGUGUCCCACAAUCAAAUUCAGGUCAAUAUGAAAUGAUUUUAAGAGAUUUUAGAUCAUUUUUCCCAUCAGGGAUCACUUGUAUGUGUCCACAAAUGUGUGUUCUCUAUGAUACAGUAUCUGUAGUUGGUCGUGAUGGUUGGUCGUGAUUCACAUGUGUAUACAUAUGAAUAAUACUGUAUGUAUGUGUAUAUGUGUAUAAAGACAGACUAGAUAUUUUUUAGUGGUUUGUUUUAGAAGUCAUUGUGCCACGCUGAUUAAAGGCAAAAGACGACAACAACAAUGUUAAUAAACUAGCUCUAGUAAUUAAAA